Messenger RNA from Prinia subflava (tawny-flanked prinia), 1102 nucleotides. RefSeq names its product glutathione S-transferase-like. The record is from RefSeq and is a predicted model, not a curated record. The transcript is spliced from 7 exons. The coding region runs from base 155 to 823 and encodes 222 amino acids. Gene Ontology annotation, molecular function: glutathione transferase activity. Lineage: Eukaryota; Metazoa; Chordata; Aves; Passeriformes; Cisticolidae. Gene Ontology annotation, biological process: glutathione metabolic process.
UUGCCUAAGGGAGAGAAGUUUCCUAUUUGCAGAAAAGUGUUUGCAAUUCUUUAUAGGAGGGGCUACAGAGUUAUAUAAUCUCAAAGCAGAACAGCAGAGCGCUUAGAGUGAGUUACACUGUGCACAAGAUCCUAGGAAAUCAGGCAGUGGAAACAUGUCUGGAAAACCCAGGCUGCACUACUUCAAUGGACGGGGCCGAAUGGAACCAAUUCGGUGGCUGCUGGCAGCAGCUGGGGUUGAGUUUGAAGAGUCUUAUGUGGAAAAAAAGGAGGAUCUAACAAAGUUACAGACGGAUGGAUCCCUGCUCUUUCAGCAAGUGCCAAUGGUGGAGAUUGACGGGAUGAAGAUGGUGCAGACCAGAGCCAUCCUGAACUACAUCGCAACGAAGCACAACCUCUAUGGGAAGGACCUGAAGGAGAGAGCCCUAAUCGACAUGUAUGUGGAAGGAAUGUUCGAUCUGAACGAGUUACUCAUUAUGUAUGUUAUCCAACCAGCUGACAAAAAGGAUCAACAUUUUGCUAAUAUGAUGGACAAGGCAGAAAACAGAUAUUUCCCUGUCUUUGAGAAGGUUUUGAAAGACCAUGGGAAAGACUUUCUGGUUGGCAACCAGCUCAGCAGGGCAGAUGUUCAGCUACUUGAAAUCAUUUUAAUGGCAGAGGAGCACAAACCUGAUAUACUUGCCAAAUUUCCUCUCUUGCAGAGCUUCAAAGCAAGAAUAAGCAAUAUUCCCACAAUAAAGAAAUUCCUACAGCCUGGCAGCCAGAGGAAACCACCAACACGAGAGGAAGAUGUAGCCAAAGCGAUAAAAAUAUUCCGCUCCUGAUCAGCAAUCUAAAGCCAUACAAGCUGUAUUUCUUUGUGUUUCCUCAUAGUGACAAAGUCAUAUGAAUGGAAGAGUGAAAAAAAGGGGUUUGAUCUCUCUUUCCCUAGCUACAGGAGUGGUUUCAGCCUACUGCAGACACUUCAACGUAAAGCUACAUGAGCCUACCAGCAAAGGAAAUAGUUCACUGAUCAGGGGUAUAUUGAACAACACACGAUACCUUAAAUAACUAACAAGAAUACCUAAAUAAAGUCUCAUAUUUAUACUCAAAGCCCAAAUGUU